Messenger RNA from Hyposmocoma kahamanoa, 5424 nucleotides. It is a transcript of the gene unc-13-4A, whose product is annotated as BAI1-associated protein 3. Bases 531 to 4298 code for a protein of 1255 amino acids. NCBI's taxonomy places the organism in Eukaryota, Metazoa, Arthropoda, Insecta, Lepidoptera, Cosmopterigidae. The record is from RefSeq and is a predicted model, not a curated record. The transcript has 26 exons.
CAGCCGCCCUACGCGAGAGCUGUUUGCGGCGCCCAAUUCAGCCCGCCCGCGCUGCGCCGACCACUGACCACGCUCCACAUAUUUUGUAUACUUAUCACAUCCCCGAGCGUGUAUGAGACGUUUAUUUGAAGCGAUGACCAAUAAGUUGGGUAAAAGAAUCGAGAAAGUUUGAAGUGUACUAAGUGCUAACGGGUACCGAAGGACUCCCUGACGUUGAAAGCUUUUUUCGCUUCAGUCGAGGAAAAAUGUGUGGAACAGUUUAAAGUAGUUUAUACUGGACCUCAAUGUUCAGGACUCACAGAUUACCAACUCUGACCCAAAAAUAAAGUGAUGUAAUAGUUUGCAGUGAAAACCUUAAAGCGAGGUGUACACAAAGAGUUAGCGCGUUAAAUAAUUCAUAUUUGGAAAUGUGUGUCGAUUAAUUUACAUAAAUCUUUAAAUGAAAAAAAUAUUUACGACUAAUAAGCUGUUCAGUGUAAGGUUCAAAUCUCAAUGUUUGACGUGAGUGGUUAUUAAAGUGGGCUAAAGCCAUGAGUUUCCUGUCAUCAAUUGGCCAGUACGUGGCAGGGGUGGCCGACAGCGUAGCCGGACUAGCGCUGUCUCCCCGCCGCGCGCCCCCCUCGCGUCAUCGUUCUGCGGACGAGCACCAGGCUCAACCACAACCUUCCACAGCCUCUAUGAGGGCUGGAUUCCCUCGUGUGUUGCCGACUGAAGGAGCAUCAGCGCUGAGUGCUCGUCGGCGUACGCUUGACUGUCUUGCCCCUGCCACCCCGCCGCGUCGCGGGGGCUCUCUGAGGGUGCCGCGCCAACAGCAGCCAGUGGAAAAACCUACCAUGGCCUUUUGCAAACGACGUCUCUCCUGGCCUGAGGUUGACAGCUCCGUCAAUUCUGGGGUGCAAGAUACGGACGGGUCCUAUUUUGAGAACUUCACAGCUUUGUCGUGGCGUCACGAGAAUCGACGUCUGUCAGCACUGAGACUGGCUGAGGCUCGCUCCGAGCGUCCGCCACCAGCACCACACGAUCUUGGCCUUCCAAGUGUGUCUGCGCAACUCUCACAUAAGGAACACGAGCAUUUGUACACGGAGGUGUUGUAUUGCAUCGAGAAUGCUGUCGGCGCACCAGCUCCAGGCGGUCAAUUUGCAGCUUACAAAGAGGAAGUAAUAGAGUACGCUCGGCGUGCGUUCCGGGUUGCUCCUGAAGUACAUGCGCGUGCAUUGCGCGCUGCUGGGAGCGAGCGCCCGCCGACUGUCGUGCUCGGCUGCACUGUCAUUGAAGCUGAUGGACUUGAAGCCAAAGACGCUAAUGGGUUUAGUGAUCCGUACUGUAUGCUGGGAAUCCAGCCAGCGUCGUUGCCAGCGUCGCCUCGAGCCUCCGAAGACGAGGGCCGCAAGCAUGGAUUCCGGCUAAGCUUCAAGCGUCGCGACGGAAGGCAGCAUCGAGAUUCCCUGGGUCGACUCCCCGCGCGCUACAUCCGAGCUACCAGUGUCAAGCCUCAUACACUAUCUCCUAAGUGGAACGAAACUUUCAAGUUUGAUAUUGAUGAUAUAUCGACGGAUGUGCUGCACCUGGACAUCUGGGAUCACGACGACGAGAGCUCGGUGUUGGACGCUGUAUCACGCCUGAACGAGGUGCGAGGCGUGCGUGGGCUAGGUCGCUUCUUCAAGCAGGUUUGCCAGAGCGCCAGGCAGGGCAGCCAGGACGAUUUCCUUGGUUCCGUAAACAUUCCCCUACGGGAGAUCCCAUCGACUGGCGUAGAGGCAUGGUACAAGCUGGAAGCCAGGUCUCAGCGCUCUUCAGUGCAGGGUCGCAUCCGCCUGCGGCUGUGGCUGUCCGCCCGAGAAGCGGGCCGUCAUGACGACGAUAACUAUCAACAGGUGCGUCAACAUGAGCGACUGUUCGGCGUGCUUUUGGCACAUGAAGUGGAGACUGCGAAUAAUUCAGCGAGUGAAGCGGAAGGAGAAAGCUGCACAGCGGCUUGGGAAACCGAACUUUGUGGAGCUGCACAGACGCUGUUACACCAGCACGCUGUACAGAGCGACAUGAGCGCGCUACAGGCAGCAAUAGCUCGUUUUGCCGCUGCUUGCAGACUAAAUAGCGAUGCUCCGCUUGACCCUAAAUACAUGUACAAGCUGCUGACAGAGUUAGAAAAGGCGUGGUGUACAAGUGAGAUUACAAGCGGCAGCGGAGACGCGUGCGGUGGAGCGUCGAGAGAUGAAGAGCGCUGGCUGGCUGACUGCUUCGGCGAGUAUGUGGAGCGAGCUUUGCACCAACUGCGACUCCACAGGGAUUUGUAUCCAGUGCUUCACCAUCUUAGCUUGAACAAAUUGGAGUUUUUGUUGCGAUGCCUAAGUCAGCUGUCACAGAUGAAAGCCUUUUGGAGGUGCUGCCCGUUUAACAAGGAAAUUAGGUCUGAAAUCGUGGGAGCAUUGCGCAAAGGCACAGCGGAAUGGUACGAAGCCCUAUGUGCUCAAGACACGGAGUCAGAACGUGGAGAAGACCUGGUGAACCUAAUUACACUGGUUCAGAUCGAUUUGCAACAGGGCCUCACUUACUAUCAUCCACUUUUUGAGACAACCAACAACGUUCCUUACUUCAACGUUGUGUUCACACAAAUAGACAAGAUGGUGUCCGAAGACGUGCGGCAGUGUGUGGACCAUUGGGUAUCUGAAGGUUGGUGCGGAGUCGCCGAGGAAGAGAUCUACGACGACCUAGGAAAUGCAAUAUGCGUAGUGUCGGCAAAGACGCUUCCAUUCGAGGUGUUGGCGACUGUGCGCGAACUGGUGGCUGCGGCUGCGCCGGCGCCACCGCCUCAUCAAUCGCAUGAACCACUACCACAACUUCUUGAGGCUUACUUGUGGUUUGAGCCGCUGAUCGAUCGCUGGCUCGCCGUCACCAAGACCAUGGCCCUGCAGAGGGUGCGCUCUGCCGUGGAACUCGAUCGUCCGGUGGAAGGCGAACAUCUAGUUAAGCACAGCACUUCUUCCGUGGACACUGCCGCAUGCCUAUACCACAUGCGUCUGGUUUGGCGUGCCAUCGGCGGUGCGGAGGAAAGUACCGGAGGGGGCAGCCUGCGCCUACUGGAAGCUGCAUGUGCCACUGCUCUGCACUAUGCUGAUCUCUUGCACGGAACUUUGGCUGAUCAGGGCUAUUAUGAGAAUCAUGGUCAGAACAAAACAACUGAGGAAAUAUGUACGAUCGUCAACAACUUGGAGUACGUGCGCCGCUCGCUGGCCGAGUACGACGAUGAACACAUUAUCAAUGAAGAGAACGCUCGUCAACUGGUGCGCGGUGCGCUGGGCACUCUAGACGCGCGGUCUGCGCGUGCUGCCGCUCCGUUAGCUGCGCGUGCACGUCCCCCGUUACGAAAAGCUGUCUUUCAUCUCGCCUGGUCACCGGAUACGCUGCCUACUCCACAGGCAAUAACACCGUUACUGGAAUUCCUGGAUCAACACCUCUCAUCCUUGAAUACUUGGCUUCUACCUCGCGCAUUCUCGCGAGCUUUGGCUGGUUGCUGGAGUGCAGUUCUUAAGGAGGUGUCGGCUCAGGCCGAUGCUGGUGGUGCAGAAAGACCCAGGGUUUACCAUCAUAGACUGCGAGAGGCACUUGACUUACUUGCUGAAUUCUUUCACGCGGAAGGCAAAGGACUUCCAAUGUCAGAAGUACACAAUGCAGAGUGGCAAAGGCUUGAACAACGAAUGCAGUAUCAUCAAGCUGCUACUGAAGAGUUAUUAGAGCUGUGGCUUGCUGAUCGACUUGCUGAACAGGCUCGUACUCCAAUGCCUUCACCGUACGGUUCUAUUCUUGUCAGGGUUUAUUUCAAUCACGACUCACUCUGCGUGGAGGUUCUGUCUGCUCGUGAUGUCAUCCCACUCGAUCCUAAUGGUCUGAGCGAUCCUUUCGUCGUUCUAGAAUUACUUCCAAAGCGUUUAUUCCCGAAAACUCAUGAGCAAACCACAAACGUCCAGAAGAAAACCUUGAAUCCUGUGUGGGAUGAGUGCUUCGAGUUUACGGUGUCUUUGGAGUCUUGUCGGUCACCACAAGCGGCACUGUCGCUGACGGUAUGGGACCGUGAUGUACUGACAGCUGACGACUUCGCCGGGGAGGCUUUCGUGGCCCUAUCCCGUAUUCCUGGUGUGAACAGUCAUGCGCCGCCUGAUCCGCUACGUCCACUCGAACUGCCACUCAUGCAGUUACAUGAUCGAAGUCACCCUAUUUUACAAAUACUGGAGUCACGAACGGCGGACAAACUGGCGACUGAUUUCGUUAAGAAACAAAAACUGAGAUUUGCUGAACAGUAAAUUUAUUUUGAUGUAUAAUUUUACACAUUUUCUAUUAAUUAUUUUUAUUAAUUUACAUUUACGCACAACGUCCAUAAAAUUCGACAAUAUAUUAUGAAAAAUACUUUACAAAAAGAGAUAUUUUUAAAAUUCAAUUUUGUUUUUUAUAAAAUUAUAUAUUUCUAUUAUUAUACGUGUAUAUUUAAGAUGUCACUACCAGUAUUAUUGUAUUAAAAUACUACAAGACUGUGUAAUUCUUCUAUUCAUGAGAGAAAACUGUAUUGUGAACUUUCAAAAUUUUGUAUGUGUGUAGAUAGAGCACCCUCGGAGCUUAUGUCCCUAGUUAGUCUCUCUUAGAAAUUCCCGACCAAAUACUUUAAGACUCGAUGUUUAUUAUUAUUUCAAUCGGCGUAGGUGUACAACUCACUACACUGUAUAAGAUUAAAGCCGAAUGCAUUUCUUAAAUAAUGAAUUAAAUAUGUAUUACGGCUACCUAUUCUUGCACAAUACUUGCUUGCUUGCGUACUCUGCAUAUUCAGCUUUCAAAGUUUUCUAUAUACAAUUAAUCUACCCUAUACCUCGUAAAUAGUAUUAAAACGGUGUAGAGAUUGUUAUGGUUUAAAUAUACAACUUCAUUCAUACUGUAGUGCCCAAAUAAAACAUUACUAUGCUUGUCUUUCUAUGCUAUAUCGAGCUUUCUACAUUUCACCUAUCCGUCAAACUUUUUGUACUCUAUACAUAGUCUAUGAGGACUGAUUUUCGUCGUUAGCUUUACAUUUAAAAUUUAAAUCCUUACGUGACAAAAUGUUCAUUGUGUAUACAAAUUUAUAUGUAUUAUUUAUUCAUAGAGAAAUAUAUUAUAUUGAUGUUUAUUAGUAAGUGAAUAUAUUAAAUAAAAAUGAUGUAACAAUGUUGUAACAAUUAGUAUAACAUAAUCAAUCAUUACAUAGAUGUAAAUCAUAACUAUAAUAAGGAAUGAGUUUCAAUCGAGGAGAAAAUGUAUAAUUCAAAAUGCCUGAAAGAUUGUUUUAAGCGGUCGUAAAAAGUCUACAAAAACAUAAACUUACAUUUCUAGUCUUUUAAAAGUAAAGUAAUCGAUCUUUAUCAAAAAUCAUAUCCCGAACAAAUCUCAUAUCACUAAAAUGCU